This is a messenger RNA of Caenorhabditis sp. 36 PRJEB53466, 866 nucleotides long. NCBI's taxonomy places the organism in Eukaryota, Metazoa, Nematoda, Chromadorea, Rhabditida, Rhabditidae. The record is from the annotation of a GenBank genome assembly.
AUGGUUCGGGACACUUCUGACGAGAAUCAGCCGUCGAGCGCAAUGCCAGACGACCUCGCGCUGCUCGACCAACAAGCGAAAUGCAUUGAGGAUGAGGUUGGUUGCGAGUUGAACCCAGAAUUGUACCAAACUAACAUCUUUAGCAAAAAUCGGUGGCACUGGUCGGCGAGAAAGUUCCAAUGGCUGAACUGGUUAACUUUUACAACGCGGAAACCUCGCCAACGUUCCUUCAAAAGGCUUCUGAGCUCGCUGAAGUUUACUCGGAGAUUCGUCGCAUUCGCGGCGACGGAAACUGUUUCUAUCGUGCCGUUCUCGUCGGCGUCAUCGAGAUUCUGCUCAAGGAUCGCGAACGGCUCGCUCGUUUCUUGGAGAGUUCUCGCGAUUGGAUACAGCGACUCGUGAGACUGGGAUUCCCGGACUGGACCUGCACCGACUUCUGCGACUACUUCGUCGAGUUCCUCAAUGAUAUUCUGACCGAAAAACUCGACGAGUGCUCAAUUUUUGAGAAGCUGAAUGACGACAACUCCGCCAAUUAUCUACUGAUGUUCUUCCGUCUCAUCACUUCCGGCUACUUGAAGGAGCACACCGACGAGUACGAGCCGUUCAUCGCAAACGGUCAGUCGAUGGCUCAGUACUGCGAGGGGGAGAUCGAGGCGAUGUGGCGGGAAGCCGAUCAUCUGAGCAUCAUCGGGCUCGUCAAGGCGCUCGACCUGCUCGUUCGCAUCGAGUACAUGGAUCGGAAUGCCGCUCCAAACGGCGGCUUCCGCUACGACAUUCCUUCCGAUACUCCGAUCGUGCCGGAAAUCACUCUGCUCUACCGUCCUGGUCAUUAUGAUCUCAUCUACGCAAAGCCGGCUCACAAGUAA